GCGCAUUACUAUGUAAAGACCUGCCACUACACACACUGCGCGCUUGACAAACCACAGACAAGCACGCAGGCGCGCGCACAUACACGUUUACGCAGUUCGCACGCGCGCGCAUCACACACACACGCACGCACGCAGGCACACAGAGACGCGGACGGCGCUGUCGGAGAGAGUGAACCUGCGGGUUCAUGUCACCCUGAUUUCUCUAAGGAAGAGGAAUACCGAGGCAGAGAUCAGAGGGGACUAUCAGUCACAGCGAUGGCUCUCGCGACCGCGUGGAACUACUGCCUCCCUCUCGCCAUCAUCACCGCCGCCUGCCUGGUGCGCACGGCUCGUUGCCAGGCGGUGCAGGCAGAGAAUGUGACCGUCUUGGAGGGAGGUACAGCCCAGAUCUCCUGCCGUCUGCAGAACUACGAUGGAUCAAUCGUGGUUAUCCAGAAUCCCCGCCGACAGACCCUCUUCUUCAACGGCACGCGAGCCCUGAAGGACGACCGUUUCCAGAUGCUGCUCUUCACGCCGCGGCUGGUGCGCAUCGAGUUGACCAACGUCAGCGUGUCGGACGAGGGCGGCUACUUCUGCCAGCUCUACACGGACUCCACGCACCACCAGGUGGCGACGCUCUCCGUCUUGGUGCCCCCGGAGACGCCCACGGUGGAGGUGAAGCAGGAGGCCGUGGAGGGCGGAGAGGUGGAGCUCACCUGCGUGUCGCCGCGCAGCAAGCCGGCUGCCACCCUGCGCUGGGUUCGCAACGGCCGUGAGCUCCCAGGUGUGGUAUCUCAGCAGGACAACGCAAAGACGUUCAGCGUGUCCAGCACCAUCCGGAUCUCGGUGGAAAGGAAAGACAACGGGGCGGCGCUGAGCUGCGAGGCGUUCCACCCGGCACUCGGCGGGCAGAAGAGGAUUCGACACUACCGCCUGGAUGUGAAUUUUGCACCAACAGUCCGAAUUGUUCCUCCCCCUGGCAUUUUGCGAGAGGGCGACUCGCUCAGCCUCACCUGCUCCGUCUCCGGGAACCCUCUGCCCAGGAACAUUCAGUGGUCCAAGAUUAAUGAAUCCUUACCCGAGAGGGCCGAGAUUUCUGGCCCCACCUUUCAGAUUUCCCGCCUCAGCCAAUCACACAACGGGACGUACUUGUGCCAGGCCCAGAACAACUAUGGACGCGCUGCCGACCAUUACACCCUCCUGGUGUACGAUAAUGUGUCAGUCACUACCACGGUCCCUCCCACUCCCACCACCCAACCAAUCACCUCCCUUCCCGCCACCCCAACCCUCCUAACACCCAGCUUCGCUCCGGACCCCAAAGUGUUUGUGCUUGAAGACAAUGUAACGUUGGUCAAAGAUCCCGGUGCAGUGGUAGAGACUCACAGUGCAGUACCAUAUGCAGUGAUAGGUGGUGUCCUGGCCCUGCUGGUUUUCACCGUCAUCUGUGUCCUCAUCGUCACCAUCUGGUGCUCCGUUCGACAGAAAGGUUCCUAUCUUACCCAUGAGGCCAGUGGGUUGGAUGAACAUGGUGAGGUGCAGGAGGCUUUCCUCAAUGGGAACGACGCCAGCCAGGGCAAGAAGGAGUACCUCCUGUAGCCCCUCCCCCUCCCUACCCCCUCCUCUUCUGACUUCAUACCCCUUAUCCCUCCCUCUCCCUGUGUCUCACCUUAUAUACAGUAGACACACAUGACACACACACACACUAUACAAAGCGCCAUAACAGGCGGCCUUCUGAAAUCGACUUUAUACAGAUACUGCACACAGCCAAUCCAUACCGCUCCAUUCCACUUCACGUCCUCCAUGCACACACCCGGCGACAGAUUGAGAAAAAGAGAGCCGAGACACACCAGCUAUUAACGACUGUGCCAUAUACUGUAAGUCGAAGAAACUGGGGUGAAUGGAGAGCAACAGAGUCGGGGAGAAAGUGAGGGUGAAUGAAGACAAUAACGAAAUGAUGCCAUAAUUAUUUCUGAUCGAGAGGGAAGCGGCGGGCACAAAGAAAACCGGCACUCUGACUGUGCAGCCACCAAAGUGGAAGAGGAAUUAGGAGCAGAUGACUGCUAUAAUUCCAAGCCUGGAAAAAACAAUUUAUUUCACAAAGCUCAAUCUAUAACUGAUGGAGACAGUGGAGCGGCGUGUGAGAGGGGAAGGGGGAGAUAUAGAAAAUUGAAAUUUAGAAAAAUCGAUAAAGCAUCUUUCCUAAAGAGCUUCAUAUUUAUAAUUUUCAAACAACACUGGAGUGUUUUAGCCCAGAGUCCCGGGCAGUGCCCAGACUUGUGUUAUCCCUGCAAGGUGGCCUUCCAAUAAUGUGUGAAAAUAAAUCAUCUUUUCAUGAUUUUUAUCUCGACUCGCUGCAACAGUGAGGAAAAUGGUUCUCUCUUCUUUUAAUUAACUCUCCAUCUCCUCCUUCCUCUCCGUUCACCUGUUAUCAUCCUUUCCUCUCUCCUUUAUACCUCUCUUUCUCUCUGUCGCUCCUCCUUUGUUGGCUCCUAUUAAUGAAAUAAUUAGUGUUGGGAUGCGUUCCCGACGAGGAAGAAAGGAAUAUGACUUGCUAAGACAUUAAAGAAGAGCUUAAUUAUUUUAGAAUGUCAUUAAGAGGAUAAAGAGGUUUAAAAGUGUUAAUAGGAAGGACAAGGGGAGCAAAUGAAUGAGGAAAUUAAAUGGUUGGAUGUUUUGUUCUGAGUGCUACCACACAUGCAGAGACAUGCACACAUUCAUACGUACAGUCAACAUGUUGACAGAACAAGUAUACAUAUCUCUGAACUCCUUAUUUGUAUAAAAAAGAACCGCAACAUAAAUUAAAUGAAUCUUUUAAGAUAUAAAAAAAAUAUGUUUACUAUUCAAAUGCAUUAUGAAGCAAAUAUACUAACACAGAAUAUUAGCCUAUAGAGGUGCAAAGCCGAACAAACCACUGUCCAGUGAUCUUUAAAGAAAACAAAGAAAAGAAUGAAAAAAUAAAAAAUGUAAUUUGUCUUUAUGAGAAACAAGAGGUCUUAUGGAUUUUUUUAUUAAUUAUUGUUAUUAUUUGAACAAUUAUGAUUGUUGUUAAUGUUAUUAUUAUUAUUGCCGUUGUUAUUAUAAUUGUAAAUGUUAAAGAAGUGUACCCUUCCUUUUUGGUUCUACUGUAGAGAAAUUGCUGUCUUUUUCCACUCUUACCUUUUCCUCUCUCCUAGUAUUUCUCUCUCUUCGUCUGUGCCUAGUCGUCUCUUCUCCUGUCUUUCACUCUUGUUUACUUUAGAGUCCAUGUGUAAUUGUUGAUAUAUAGCAAACUAUUCUUUAUAGGGGAAAGAUACAAAGCACGACAAAAUUAAAAAGAAUUCAAAAAUAA
This is a messenger RNA of Pseudoliparis swirei, 3307 nucleotides long. RefSeq names its product cell adhesion molecule 4 (gene cadm4). Bases 256 to 1575 code for a protein of 439 amino acids. Gene Ontology annotation, biological process: regulation of wound healing; negative regulation of peptidyl-tyrosine phosphorylation; regulation of Rac protein signal transduction. Gene Ontology annotation, cellular component: cell-cell contact zone. NCBI's taxonomy places the organism in Eukaryota, Metazoa, Chordata, Actinopteri, Perciformes, Liparidae. The record is from RefSeq and is a predicted model, not a curated record. Gene Ontology annotation, molecular function: vascular endothelial growth factor receptor 2 binding. The transcript is spliced from 10 exons.